This is a messenger RNA of Staurois parvus, 306 nucleotides long. Lineage: Eukaryota; Metazoa; Chordata; Amphibia; Anura; Ranidae. The record is from the annotation of a GenBank genome assembly.
UUCAGUACCAGAAGUGGCAACACCGAGCUACACUCCGGAUUACCCUGCAGUGUUGCUCCGGGAUCCCUUGAUCACUUACCUUGUCCUUCGCUCCCGCGAUGUCCCCCUUGCAGCAUCCCCGGCCAUCUCCUCCGGCCGAUGUCGGCAUCUGUCUUCUGGGUUCCAUUCCCUGCGAGCGUUGGGAUGUACAGAGGAUGGAACCAGCGGGAAAUUCAAAAAUUUAAAAAUAAUGUAAUACUAUUUCACAUAGAUUUUGUCCCGAGUGCUUUGUCCGGCGCCCUGCCUGCAUUUUUACUGUUCUUUCUG